UUUUGUGAUUUCCCCAUUGAUAAAAUUUCGGAACGCACCCUGACGAAAAGCGCCACCAACGUCGACGUAACAAAUUAAACGGUCUGUCAAAAAAUGACAAUAACAAAACAAUUUGUUCGUAAUAUAAGAGAUUUUUGAAGAACAUGAUUAAUUUCUAAGAAAUCCCCACACACAUGUAAUAGUCAACCAAGUGCCAAAACGGUGGUGGAAAACGUGGUGUUCAGUAUGCAGGAUCCACGGACGGUACAUUGAUUCAACGGCCCCAAUUAAUUUACAUAAAGUGGGCAAAACGUUUGUUGGCCGUGUCCCGUCCGGAGUUCGAUUGAUAUGCUCACCCCUGGUGUUAGGAUUGUCCGUGGCCCAGACUGGUCUUGGAACAACCAAGAUGGUGGUGAAGGAAAUGUGGGGACUGUUUGUGAAAUUGGAAAAUCUGGUACUGUGGGCUCACCUGACAAAACUGUAGUUGUCCAGUGGGACAAUGGCACAAGGACCAACUAUAGGGUUGGUUAUUUGGGAAAGUUUGACUUGAGGGUCAUUGAUAAUGCACAAAUUGGCGUUAAGCAUCCCAACAUCAAAUGCGACGGCUGCAACUGGCAGGGCAUAGCGGGCAUGCGGUAUAAAUGCACGAGUUGUUCCGAUUACGACCUGUGCUACACGUGUUACCAUGGCGGCGCCCACGACACAACGCAUCCUUUCCGUCGCUUCGACUCCGCCACGGCCCAAGGCGUCGACCUACCCCAGAGGGCGGACGCCCGCCAGUGCGAGCUGCGAGGCGUCUUCGCCGGCGCCAAGGUGGUCCGCGGCUUCAACUGGGAAUGGGGCAAUCAGGAUGGCGGAGAAGGCAAAGUGGGCAAAGUGUUGGAUAUCCGUGGUUGGGACAACGAGAGCAGCCGUUCGGUCGCAAACGUCGCUUGGUUUUCCGGAUCGACGAACGUCUACCGAUUGGGUCACAAAGGAAACUGCGACAUCAAGUUCGUGGAGCCGGCGUCCGGCGGUACGUACUAUCCAGAGCAUUUGCCGGUCUUGGGGCAGAACAUGGAACAGACGGUGGUGCGGCCGACACGUCUGGGACCGCCGCCGUUCAAUGUGGGCGAUAAGGUGCAGGUGACGGUGUCCGAGGAUCGGCUCAAGGCCCUUCAGCAGGGACACGGCGGGUGGAACCCCAGAAUGGCCGAGUACAUUGGAAAAGUCGGUACUGUACAUAGAGUGACCGACAAAGGUGAUAUCCGUGUACAGUACGAGGGAUGCAACAAUCGUUGGACUUUUAAUCCAGUCGUCUUGCACAAAGUAAACACAAUCGCAGUGGGCGACGUGGUUAGCGUAAUCACAGACGUCGAAAAAGUUAAGGAGCUACAAAAGGGCCAUGGAGAAUGGAUAGAAAUAAUGAAAAAUUCAUUGGGAAAACUGGGCAAAGUGUUGAAGAUUUAUUCGGACGGGGACUUAAGGGUCCAACUAGAUGGUCAGGCGUGGACUUUAAAUCCCCAGUGUGUUCGGCUGAUACCGGGAAGUGCUGCCGAACUGGACAAUACAAUGCAUGCGAGCCAAAAUCAAAGACAAAAACCCUCCAUCCAGUGGCAUCCGUCGAACUCCUCAGACAACCAGACGAACGGCGUCGCCGACCAGUUGGUGAGGGCGGCCGCCCAGGGUCACUUAGAAACCGUCCAGCGUCUUUUGGAUGGCGUGCCACGUGACAUGGUGGACAUGCGCAGUGGAGGCAAAACGGCUCUGCAAGUCGCCUCUCAUCAAGGUCACCUGCCAAUCGUAAAACUGCUCCUGCACUCGGGGGCAUCGGUGAACGCCAGCGACAACGACGGCGACACUUGCCUGCAUUACGCGGCAUUCGGAAAUCAACCGGGGAUUUUGGACCUGUUAAUCAAGUCGGGAUCCGAAUUGAACACAGCAAAUCGCAGCGGUUGUACAGCUUUGCACAUAGCCGCACACAAACAACCCGCGAGAUGCGUUCAAAUACUUUUGGCGGCGGGCGCAGAUCCCAACCGCACCGACUUUUACGGAGACACUGCCCUCCACGAUGCCAUCGGAAAAGAUAGUUACCAGGUAAUCGAGAUGUUGUGCGUCGCACUGGGCACGGACUUUACGUUGCGUAACAAGCGUGGGUUCAACGUGCUGCAUCACGCCGCCCUCAAGGGCAAGAACUUUGCGACUCGGAAGCUUCUAAGCGUUGCACGACAAUUGGUGAACGUCAAGAAAGAUGACGGAUUCUCUGCUCUUCACCUGGCAGCCCUCAACGGUCACCGCGACGUGGUUGAGACAUUAGUAAGGGCUGGUCAGGCGGACAUCGAUCUCAGGAACAACCGCAAUCAGAGUGCCCUACUGUUGGCCGUCAGCCAAGGUCACUGUGGGGUUAUUGAGCUUUUAGUCAAAUUAAGAGCAAACAUUAAUGCCAAAGAUGAAGAUGAAGACACUGCCCUACAUCUUGUACUGAUUAAAAGGACCCACAUCAAAGGGGAAAUCCGACAAGAAAGCAGUCCAGAAAUUUAUGCAAUUUAUGAGAAACUGUCGGAUGUCGCUGAAUAUAGACUCGCACUUGCGAUAGCUUGUUACCUCAUCCAACGAGGCAUCAAUUUGGAUGCGUUGAACAGCAAAGGACAGGCUGCCCUAAGCCUGCUUCAAGAGUCACAUCUGCAGGAGCUGCUGAAGAGCUACAAACCGGUAUUGGACAACAAUCAGACGAGCGUGCAAUCUUCAAACGGCAGCGAUCCAGACACUCUAAAUAUGGAACCUUUGGCUCUGAACGAGGCUGGACGAAACGGAAGCACGGACGGUUACAAUUUAACCGAUAACAACACACCGAAAAGCAGUCCGGCAAGGAUCAUGGACGAAAAGAACGGCGGUGGCGGCCGGAGGUCUCGGCGCGAGGCCAAAAAUGAAAAGAUGCUGGAAAUGGGCGGUGGCACCUCUCAAGAAAAUUCGCCAAAUCACCAUCUCUAUCAGAACGAGAUCGUAUGCGCCCAGCAACAACCGCAACAAACGAACGGUGUGAGCAGUAAACCGGUUGAAUGUCUGGUGUGCAGCGAGCUCAGCGAGGAAAACGUGCGAUUGGAGCCGUGCGGUCAUAAACCCGCCUGCGAAGAUUGCUCGUCUCGAAUGAAGAAGUGUUUGCAGUGCGGCCAACCGGUUCAAAAACGGGUCACUAAAGAUGGACGGGUCAUUCCGGCCAAGAGCAGGCAACCAAGCGCCGAAAGAAUGAGGUAUCUUGAAUGUAAGAUAGCGGAAAUCGAAGAAUCUCACGCCUGCAGCAUUUGUAUGGAGCGUAAGCGUAACGUAGUCUUCCUUUGCGGUCACGGUACCUGUUCGAAGUGUGCGGACACUCUCAAGACUUGUCAUAUGUGCCGAAAGACGAUCACUAAGAAGAUACCAAUCUACUGAGCACGUUUUCUCAUCUAUGUAACUUUACCUGUUCCCUUUGUCCUCUGUUCCCACUAUCGUCUGUGGUUUCUCCUCAUCGACUCUCGAACCCCGUUCCUUUCGUGUUCUCCAUCUCUAUUAGGGUGAGUUUAUGCAGCGUAAUUCCCUGUAGUAUUUGUGAUUAUUUACCUCCCAUUGAUAACGUAUUGUUUCGUUAAAGUCAUAAUUUGUAUUUGAAAAUAACUUUUACGUAUUGCGGUUUAUAAUUAGUCGGUACAAUGUUUUAUUGUAUUUCUAAUUCAGUAUUUAAUUUAUCCUGUGACUUUGACGAAAGUAAUCUUUACAAAGUGUAGUAUUGAUGUGAAAUUCAAGUUAAUUUGACUUGCACAGGGUGUUUCCAAACAUCACUGUACCAUCCUAGGAAUAUGAUCUUUAGAACAAAAAAAAUUGAAAAGAUUUAUUAUAAGCGCAUGUCUCAAAAUAAUUUAUAGUCGGGAUUUUGGAUCAUAAAAGGAUAUUUAUAAUAAAUAUAUUUAUGCACCAAAUUUUUGGAAAUAAAUUAAUUUGAACCAUGUGUUCAUACGAAAUUUUUAGUUUAUUUUGUACUAAGGAACUUUUUUCAAGAAUGAUCCAGUGAUGUUUAUAAAGACACUGUACAGGUUUGUAGCUUUUCAACCCAGUUCUGUGUUACUCUCGAAAUUAAAAUUAAUUUGACUUAUACAGGGUGUUUCUAAAGACCCUGUACAAUUCUGUAGCUUUUUAAGGCGGUUCUGUAUUACUCAGUGUAUUAAAUUGAUUUAGAGGUAUUAGUAACUAUUCAAUUUUAAUUUAUUGAUGCAAUUAUAUUAUUUAUUUUUAGAUUAAGUGAAAUGAAUUUGAUCAUAUUAUUAGUGAAAUAAGGAUUAGCACAAAUAUGCAUAGACUCACUGUUUUAUCAAAUUUUUCACUGCUUAUAUAUGGUUUACUAUUAAUUUUCUAUUCAUUUCUGUAUCCAUAUAUAAAAUAUCUGUGAUUGAUAUGUACAUUAUUAAUUUUAUUUUUAAUCUAUGUAAAAAUGUUUUUCGCAUUCCUAUUUAGCAAAAAAAUAUAUUAUUAUAAUGAUUCUUAUAUAUUUGACUGAAAUAAAAUCCAGGACUCUAA
Aethina tumida (small hive beetle) is the source of this 4506-nucleotide messenger RNA. It is a transcript of the gene mib2, whose product is annotated as E3 ubiquitin-protein ligase MIB2. The record is from RefSeq and is a predicted model, not a curated record. The transcript is spliced from 12 exons. Gene Ontology annotation, molecular function: protein binding; ubiquitin-protein transferase activity; zinc ion binding. Lineage: Eukaryota; Metazoa; Arthropoda; Insecta; Coleoptera; Nitidulidae. The coding region runs from base 328 to 3387 and encodes 1019 amino acids. Gene Ontology annotation, biological process: protein ubiquitination. Gene Ontology annotation, cellular component: cytoplasm.